Molecule: messenger RNA, 1422 nt
Organism: Coturnix japonica (Japanese quail)
Lineage: Eukaryota; Metazoa; Chordata; Aves; Galliformes; Phasianidae
Product: lipase member M-like
Molecular function (GO): hydrolase activity, acting on ester bonds
Source: RefSeq, a predicted model, not a curated record
AGGAGGCUCUAAGGUAAUAAAAAGCAGCCCUGCAUGGACUCUGGUGGGAGCUGGAUCUGGGAAUCCCCUCUGCUUUCCCACAGCAGCCUGUAAUUUGUGGUCCUCAGACACUAAGGGAGCUCAGCCCAGCAGAGCCAAGUAGGAACAGACAUUCAAAACAAUGUUAUUAACAAACAGCUAUGUUAUUUUACAGAGGCACAAGAUGCGGUUGUUGGUUGCAGUCCUGUUUUUGAUGCAAGCAGCUGCAAACUCAGACCAUUGCACCACGAGUCCAUUGAGUGUAAAUCCUGAGACCUUCAUGAAUGUUAGCCAAAUGAUCUGCUAUAGAAUGUACCCCAGCGAGGAGUAUGAAAUCCUGACUCGUGAUGGUUACUAUGUCAGACUGAACAGAAUUCCUCAUGGGAGAGAAUAUCCUAGGAACACAGGCUCCAGACCUGUUGUGUUUCUUCAGCAUGGGCUAUUUGGUGACAGCAGCAACUGGGUUGAAAAUCUAGCUAACAACAGCCUUGGCUUCAUACUAGCAGACUCUGGUUAUGAUGUGUGGCUGGGGAACAGUCGAGGAACACUCUGUUCUCGAAGACACCAGCAUCUUUCCCCUGACCAGGCUGAGUUCUGGGAUUUCAGCUUCCACGAAAUGGCUAUGUAUGACCUCCCAGCAAUGAUCAACUUUGUCCUGCAGAAGACUGGCCAGAAGCAGCUGUACUAUGUGGGCUACUCUCAGGGUGCCACUAUCGCAUUCAUCGCAUUUUCAUCCAUGCCUGAACUGGCUCAGAAAAUCAAAUUUUUUUUUGCCCUGGCUCCUGUAGUGACAAUGAAACACGCCAAAUGUCCUCUACUGAAAAUGUCAUUCCUUUCCACCGGAAAGCCUGAUAUGCUCCAGAUCCUACUGGGCAAGACAGAUGCCUCGCUGAGGAUGAGGAAGCUGUGGAGAUUUCUUCCCAACCAGUGCAGGCACCCUCUCCUGCACAAGCUCUGUGCCAGCCUAUUUUUCCUGCUGGGUGGCUUCAAUGAGAAGAACCUCAAUAUGACCCGGCUGGAUGUGUACACAGCCCACUAUCCUGAUGGCACAUCUGUCAAAAACAUCAUCCACUGGGCCCAGGUGAGGACAUCAGGAGAGUUUAAAGCUUUCGACUAUGGCAGCAAAAACCAAGCUAUUUACAAUCAGGAGAAGCCUCCCUACUACCAGCUGGAGAUGUCAGUGCCCACAGCAGUGUGGUCAGGGGGUGAGGAUUGGGUAGCAGAUCAGAGGGACGUUCAGCUGCUGCUGCCACGCAUUGCCCGCCUCAUCUCCUACGUGCACAUCACGGAUUGGAACCACUGGGACUUCAUCUGGGGCCUGGACGGGCCCGGGCGCCUCUACAGCCGCAUUGUGGAUAUGGUUAAAGGGUCCCAGUAGGGCAAGGCACAGCAGGAAAACGUGCA